GAUCCGUCAGUCAAUCCCAGUCAGCAGUGUGUGAUCUGGUGUGGUCAGUGUGUCAGUCAGUGUACGAGCGCUCGGACGGCGGUGCUCGUCAUCGGUGUCCCACCGGGAGUGUUCGAUUAUUACUGCUUCGUGUCACCGAAGACCCGCGAUCCGGUUCGCGGCACACCAAGGGAGAGAGCGCGCGAGAAGGAGAGGAGAUCCCGUGAGAGAUCUCGGGCGAGCAAAAGUGAGAGAAGAAGCGAAGAUACGUCGCGGGACGACGACGAGCAUCGCGCCACCGCUGCGCCGGGGAAAACGGCGGAGCAGCAGCAGUAGCAGCGGCAACCGAGCGCGAGGUACUCUCUCCUCUCUCUCUGUCUGUGUGUCUCUCUCUCUCUAUCUCUGUCCAGAGGAUGGCGGACACGAGAGACAACUGCGCCGACAGCGUGCAGUUCUUCGAAGGAGUGGAGAAGCUUCUGGAGAUCUGGUUCACCAGCUCCUCCAAGGACAGCCAGCGAGGCGAUCUGCGGCAGAUACCGCGGCAAAAGUGGGAAGCGUUGCUGAAGAUUGUUCGUUGCGAGAUCAUUAGCUUCUGUCGCAGUGAACAAGUAGACGCCUACGUUCUCAGCGAGAGCAGCAUGUUCGUGUCGCAGCGCAGGUUUAUACUGAAGACAUGCGGCACCACCACACCCCUACAGUGUCUGCAGCCGUUGCUAAAGCUCAUCAAGGAGUAUACCGGUUGCGACGAAGUCGAGAACGUCUUUUACUCGCGAAAGAAUUACAAGAGACCGGAGCUCCAGAUCUCGCCGCACCAAACUUUCAAUGAGGAAGUCACUCUACUACAUUCCCUUUUCGGCGGCGGCGAUGCUUACUGCUUGGGCUCAAACCCGGAUGAGGAGUGCUGGUAUCUAUACGCCUUAUUCAAGGACAAGGCUCUGCAGGACCCGCCGGAGCCGGAUCAGACUUUGGAGAUACUCAUGACGCAUUUGGAUCCGGAAAUAAUGUCGAUCUUCACCAAAGACAUCUGCUCGUCCGCCGACGAGGCGACGGUGAAGUCAGGCAUCAAUAAUUUGAUCCCCGACAUGAUUAUAGAUGACUUCCUGUUCGAACCUUGUGGAUACUCCAUGAACGGAGUGUCGAAGAAUGGCAAGUACAUGACGAUUCACAUCACGCCGGAGCCGGAGUUUUCCUAUGUGUCCUUCGAGAGCAACGUCGCAGAGGCGUCAUACGACGAGAUAAUCAAACGGGUGCUCGAUACAUUCAAUCCAGGCAAGUUCCUUGUCACGAUCUUCGCCAACAAGGAGUCCGCGGCCGCUAAUUGUCCGCACGAUCUCAAGAAUUCCGAUUUUCUGAACCGCACCGGCGAAUGGCUGCGCACCGACGUGCAGUACUGUCACUUCAAAAAAUACGAUUUGACUUGCGCUUUUUACUCGCGCCGGCAUAGCUGAGGGUUCAAGAACGCU
Molecule: messenger RNA, 1442 nt
Organism: Dinoponera quadriceps
Lineage: Eukaryota; Metazoa; Arthropoda; Insecta; Hymenoptera; Formicidae
Gene: SamDC
Product: S-adenosylmethionine decarboxylase proenzyme
Exons: 6
Coding region: 393-1427 (344 amino acids)
Biological process (GO): spermidine biosynthetic process; spermine biosynthetic process
Cellular component (GO): cytosol
Molecular function (GO): adenosylmethionine decarboxylase activity
Source: RefSeq, a predicted model, not a curated record